AUGAGGCGAGACAAAAAAGAUGAAGAAACUACUAAUAAUCCAUUUUCCAGUCUCGAUAAAACAUCGGUUUUGCAGGAGACUCGUGCUUUCAACGAAACUCCGAUUAAUGCACGAAAAUGCAGUCUUACAUUGAGUAAAUUACUGUAUUUACGACAGCAGAAUGAAACAAUCGGGCGUACGGAGGCAACAGAGGCCUUUUUUGCUAUAACAAAGUUAUGGCAGAGUAAGGAUUCAAAUUUGCGACGUCUAGUUUACCUUGCAAUCAAAGAGUUUUGUGACAUCUCUAAUGACGUCAUAAUUGUAACAAGCAGCCUUACAAAGGAUAUGACAGGUCGAGAAGAUAUUUAUCGUGCACCAGCUAUUCGAGCUUUAUGUUGCAUAAUCGACGGUAGCAUGUUACAAGCUAUUGAGCGUUAUAUGAAACAGGCGAUUGUCGACAAAAAUCCAGCUGUUGCAUCAGCAGCUCUUGUAUCAUCUCUUCAUUUGCUUCGAAAAAAUUUGGAAGUGGUUCGUCGUUGGUCAAACGAAGUUCAGGAAGCUGUUUCCUCAGAUAGCAAUAUGGUUCAGUAUCACGCUCUUGGCUUACUGUAUCAUAUUCGAAACAGUGAUCGUUUGUCAGUAAACAAAUUGGUUCAAAAAUGGAGCAAAUCAUCUCUGCGUUCACCUUUUGCUACUUGUUACCUUAUUCGGCUAGCCGCAAAAUUAAUCGAAGAAGAUGAAGCGGGAAUAGAAAGUCCACUACUUCAAUUCAUCGAAUCAUGUCUUCGGCACAAAUGUGAAAUGGUAAUCUAUGAAGCUGCUUCUGCGCUCGUUCGUUUGCCGAUGAUUACUUCAACGGAACUUACCCCUGCUAUUUCAGUGUUGCAGCUCUUCUGUUCAUCUCCAAAGCCGACUUUACGAUUUGCUGCUGUUCGAACAUUGAAUAAGGUAUCAGUGAAGCAUCCACAGGCAGUAACGUCAUGCAAUGUCGAUUUAGAACAACUGAUUACGGAUCAGAAUCGUUCUAUUGCUACAUUAGCAAUCACGACAUUGCUGAAAACUGGAGCUGAAUCCUCAGUCGAAAGACUCAUGAAACAAAUAAGCUCAUUUGUUAAUGAAAUAAGUGAUGAAUUUAAGGCAAGUGAUUGCUUUUAUGAUUUAUCCUUUGUAGUUGUGGUGGUUGAAGCAAUCCGUUCAUUGUGCUAUCGUUAUCCACGCAAACAUUCGACGCUGAUGUCUUUUUUAGCUACGAUGUUGCGCGAUGAUGGUGGUUUUGAGUAUAAGAAGAGCAUUGUUGACACGAUUAUAGCCAUAAUUGACGAAAAUCCAGAUUCUAAAGAAGCGGGUACUACAGUAGCUGUUUUUAUUUAUGAUUCAAAAAGAUUAUCGCAUUUGUGUGAAUUUAUCGAAGAUUGCGAACAUCCUAUUCUUGCUACUCGUAUAUUACAUUUGCUUGGUCGUGAGGCACCUACUACUAUAAAUCCAUCGCGUUACAUUCGUUUCAUCUAUAAUAGAGUCAUUUUGGAAACAACUCAAGUCCGAGCUGCAGCAGUGACUGCUUUGGCGAAAUUCGGAGCUCAGUGUACUGAUUUGCGCCAUUCUAUUCUUGUGUUAUUAAAACGUUGCUUACUAGAUACAGAUGAUGAGGUCCGCGAUCGGGCAACUUAUUUUUUAUCGAUUUUAGAAACAGGGAAUUCUCAGCUUAUAGCGAAUUAUAUUCUUAAUGGGCUGCAAGUUUCUAUUCUCGGACUUGAAAGAGCGUUGGAGCAAUACAUGACUGCUGGAAAGUUUGAUAAACUGUUUGAUUUGAAAGUGGUGCCUGUUGCUACAGUAGCAUUAACUGCAAAUGAAGUGAAGAAGUUAGCUAUUUCUGUGGAUGCUGUUAUAAAUAAAAAAGAAGAAAGAAAAGCACCACAUCAACAGUUGGCAGUUAUUCCGGAAUUUGCAAAUUUGGGUCCAUUGUUCAAAUCAUCACAUCCAAUGAAGUUGACUGAUGAAAUUACUGAAUAUAGUGUCUCUUGUAUUAAACAUAUGUUCUCACACCAUAUUGUGUUACAGUUCGAUUGUAACAAUACGCUGAAUGACCAGUUAUUGGAAAAUGUUUAUGUCGAAUUGGAACCAGCUCCGGGCACAGAAAAUUGGACAGUUGCGUACACUGUACCUCUGGAGAAAUUACCGUUUGGUGUGCAGUCAACUACGUAUGUAUUACUAAAAAUACCGGAAGCAAAUACUGGUAUUGCUGCAACAUUUAGCGCAACUCUGAAGUUCAAAGUUUGUGAUAUUGAUCCUGCAACGGGGGAUUUUGAGAAUGACGGAAGUUAUGAUGAUAUAUUUGUGCUAGAAGACGUGGAAAUAACAGUCGCAGAUCAUGUACAGCCGAUAGCAAGAGCUAAUUUUGCUGUUAGUUGGGAACAGAUUGGUAAUGAAUAUGAAAAUGAAGACACAUAUGUUUUGUCGACAGUGCACACACUGCAAGAUGCAGUCAGAGAGCUGAUCAAAUGUAUAGAUCUAGGACCGUGUGAACGAUCUGAUCGUGUACCGGAAGGUAAAAGUGCACACUUACUUCUUUUGUCUGGCAUAUUCCGUUCUGGAAAUGAAAUUUUAGCUAAAGCUAGACUUGCAUUGGAUCCAACGGAUAAAACUGUCACAUUGAAUUUUAUAGUCAGAUCUAAGGAUCUGGCGAUAAGUGAAAUAAUAGGAAGUGCAGUAGCCUAG
This is a messenger RNA of Thelazia callipaeda (thelaziosis nematode), 2694 nucleotides long. Lineage: Eukaryota; Metazoa; Nematoda; Chromadorea; Rhabditida; Thelaziidae. The record is from the annotation of a GenBank genome assembly.